Mangifera indica (mango) is the source of this 984-nucleotide messenger RNA. RefSeq lists its product as uncharacterized. Bases 243 to 827 code for a protein of 194 amino acids. The record is from RefSeq and is a predicted model, not a curated record. Lineage: Eukaryota; Viridiplantae; Streptophyta; Magnoliopsida; Sapindales; Anacardiaceae. The transcript is spliced from 4 exons.
AAAAAUUUUAACCAGCCCACAGGGAAGCCGAACUCAAAAGUCCAGAACUUCAUCGCCAUUUUAUCAAGAAGGCUCUCUUGAUUCAUUCAUUACAGAGAUUAAUCAUCAACUCUGUUAGCAUAAUUUCAGCCAUCAAUCCGCACAAUUUCUUCAAUCAAUCAGCAUUCAAAGACCCCUUUGAAAAAUCCCUUCUUGCUGAAAUGUAAUACAAAAUUUCUACUGCUAUCAAAGUCGAAGAAUCAAUGGAUUCCAGGAGAAUAGUUGUGGUAGUUGAAGAUUUAGAAGUCGCAAGAACCGCUCUUUUAUGGGCUCUUCAUAAUAUUCUUCGCUAUGGCGAUGUCAUCGUUCUCCUUCACGUCUUUCCUUCGUUGAAAAGAAGAAACAAGAAGAUGCUGCGGCUGCUCCGUUUGAAAGGGUACCAGUUAGCGCUCUCUUUCAAGGAAAUUUGCACAAAUUACUUCUUCAACACUAAUGUUGAGAUUGUUGUUGCGGAAGGCGAUGAAGAAGGCUCUAGAAUCGCCGCCGUGGUCAGAGAAAUCGGUGCUUCGACGCUUGUUGUUGGCCUCCAUGAUCAGAGCUUUCUUUACAAGUUGGCUUUGGCCCAGACAAAUAUAGCAAGCAACUUCAAUUGCAGAGUGCUAGCCAUCAAACAACCAAGAGGAGCAGUAGCAACAACCAUGGAGUUCUCGGAGAUCGAAAUCACUAAAUUACAAGUUCCUGAUAUGAUUUCUCGGAAAAUUCCAUAUCAAAUAUGCCCCAACCCUUAUGGAAUUAUUUGGAGAUGGAAAAAACCGAGAAGCCGGAAAAGGAGUAAAAAAAAGCAGUAAACUAUGUCGUUUUUGUCCAUUAGCUUGGCUUUGGUUCUUGUCUCACACCGCACACAAAAAUUCAUAUAACAAAAAUAGUUGAAUUUAUAUUAUACUAAUUUGUGUUGUUAUGAUUAUGUGUUCAAUAAGCCCCGUGAUUGGUUUGAUUCAAAUUAAA